AUGUCUUUCGGUUUCGGUGUCGGCGACUUUCUUGUCACUAUAGAGCUUGCCCUAAAAAUCUAUGAAAAAUACUACAAAGUUGCCCGGGGCGCCCCCAAGGAAUUUCAGUGCCUGAUACAGGAAAUUGGGAUAUUGCAUCACUCCUUAGAUCUUCUUCGGAAAGAGGCCAACAAUAAAGAAUCCAUCUUGGUGCGUGCUGGAGAUGAGCGAAUGAAGAUGGCGGAAAAAGUCGUGCGUCAGAUCCAUUCUAGCAGUAUAAAGAAAUGGUGGACGGGUGUGAAGUGGUCUGCCGAGGCCUCUGAUCUUGAUGCAUUACGAAAUAAGAUAGUUUAUCACAAUGGGGUUAUCAGUCUACUCCUAAUCUCAUGCGCAAAUUCCUCCAUACAACGGGUAGAAGCAAUAGCAUUGGGGGUUGAGAAGGGGGUCAAUGAUAUCAAGAACAUGAUCCGGGGCCCUGGAGAUGCAGCCCCCACUCUCUCAGCUAUAGAGGAUGACAAAACCUUCACGAUAUCUCUAAGCCGAAACCUGAUGAAAAGUGCAGAGAUCAAUGGACGAAGAUGGAGUGCAAUCGGAGUCGAUGAAUGGAUCCAAGCGGGGAGUUGGUGGCUAUUAAAGUCGCAGAUGGACCUGUACACUGGACCCCGGCUAAAGUGCAAGAUAUCCUCGCAAGGCUAUGCGAACCUCCUGAAGGCAGCGUGGAUAUUGAUAGAUAUUAUUACUAAACACCCACAACUGGACUAUCUUGAGACAAACACCGGGUACGGGGUAAAGCUACUAGUAGAGACAAUACGAAGGGAGCUUGAGAAUGUUACAAAUUCAGGCCUGGUAAGGCCAACAGUUACAGCAUUGAGUACUUCUGAUUUAGCGAUAUGGGAGACACAAGUAAAAGAGCCCACUUUACAGCCUCAUUUAGAAACAAUGAACUCAGGCUUGAGCCGUCAGGCAUGGAUGACAGAAAAUGAAUAUGUUCUGUUUCAACGAUUCGUAUAUUAUCAGACAAACAGCUACUCUAUAGAAAUGCCCUGCAUUGUUCUUUUCCUAAUGCACAAGUCGAUUAAGGAGGCAAAAAUAGUUCUGAGAGAUCAGAGCUGGUUCACAUUAGCCACAUUUCUUGUGAGGGAUGAAACUCCAUGUCCUGUUGAGAACAUUGUGCAAAUUGGAGAUCAGAAAAUAAGAUUUUCGACAACACAAGAUGUUCUUCACCUAUGCGCGAUCUCGGAAGCUGCUAUGGAGUACCUCUUUUAUUGUAAUUUCAACGAGAACGACCUGGAAACGAUGCAGGCGUUUACCCUGCUCUUUUCCGUCAAGAAUAACUAUAGGGAGCUUGUUGAGCGGUUGCUUGAGGACGAAGAGGUUUAUCUAGAGAUCGAUAGGCCCAGAGAGACUAUCAGGGAAAAGUACUCUACCAGAUUACGACGGGUAGCGAAUGAUUUAGCGAGCCAGCCCACCGAAACACAUAAGCCCGUGCAAGGUGGCCCUCCGAACGCUGAAAUUUACCUAUCUCUAUUUCUUUGGUGUGUAAAACACGGUUACAAUAAAAUUGCCAUCAUGGUGGGCGAGGGGAAAGGCGUACACAUGGAUGAGCAGAGUGUAGUUAUGUGCAAGUCUCUACACCACGCUGUGCGUAGUGGGAACUCGGAGUUCGUGAAACUUGUUUCUUCAGAAAAAGACGUUAAUCUAGAGGCAAGGGGUGAUUCAACGGAUGGUUUGGGGUACACGGCAUUACAAAUAUCAGCUAAAACUGGAUUCAAAGCGGCCAUAGACAUUUUAAUAGAAGCCGGCGCCGAUCUCACGGCGGAUAGUUCGCAGUCGUUAUGUUACGCAGUUGAGAACGGCCAUCUAGCUGCGGUCAGAAGGCUUCUCGAGGUGGGUGGAGACGCCAAGGUAGUAGGCUCGAAAGCUCUAUGCAACGCAUUCGAUAAAGGCCGCUUAGAUUUGGUGGAGUGUCUCAUCAAGGCUGGUGCCGAUGGUGUAAAGGUUUUACGUCAGGCAGCUAGGAACAGUCACCUAGAUACAGUCAACAGGCUCCUGGAUCCUGGUGCCGAUGCCAAGGCAGAUGAUUCACCGGCAUUAAGUCAAGCAGCUGAGCGCGGCCAUCUGGAUAUGGUCAACAGGCUCCUAGAUGCCGGCGCCAAUGCCAAGGCAUAUGAUUCGAGGGCGUUGAGCAACGCAGCUGAGCGCGGUCAUCUCGAUGUGGUCAACAGGCUCCUAGAUGCCGGCGUCGAUGCCAAGGCGGCGCGGUGGGCGUUGAGUCACGCAGCUGAGCGCGGUCAUCUCGAUGUGGUCAACAGGCUCCUAGAUGCCGGCGCCGAUGCCAAGGCAUAUGAUUCGAGGGCGUUGAGCAACGCAGCUGAGCGCGGUCAUCUCGAUAUGGUCAACAGGCUCCUAGAUGCCGGCGCCGAUGCCAAGGCAGAUAAUUCGUGGGCGUUGAGUAACGCAGCUGAGGGCGGUCAUCUCGAUGUGGUCAACAGGCUCCUAGAUGCCGGCGUCGAUGCCAAGGUAGAUUAUUCGUGGGCGUUGAAAGGGGCGGCGUCAGGCGGUCAUCUCGAUGUGGUCAACAGGCUCCUAGAUGCCGGCGCCAAUGCCAAGGCAUAUGAUUCGAGGGCGUUGAGCAACGCAGCUGAGCGCGGUCAUCUCGAUAUGGUCAACAGGCUCCUAGAUGCCGGCGCCGAUGCCAAGGCAGAUGAUUCGAUGGCGUUGGGUAACGCAGCUGAGGGCGGUCAUCUCUCUGUGGUCAACAGGCUCCUAGAUGCCGGCGCCGAUGCCAAGGCAGAUAAUUCGUGGGCGUUGAGUAACGCAGCUGAGGGCGGUCAUCUCGAUGUGGUCAACAGGCUCCUAGAUGCCGGCGCCGAUGCCAAGGCAGAUGAUUCGAUGGCGUUGAGUAACGCAGCUAAGGGCGGUCAUCUCGAUGUGGUCAAGAGGCUCCUAGAUGCCGGCGCCGAUGCCAAGGCAGAUGAUUCGAUGGCGUUGAGUAACGCAGCUAAGGGCGGUCAUCUCGAUGUGGUCAACAGGCUCCUGGAUGCUGCAAGUAUCAAUCCACUCUUAGACCCGACCAUAUACCGCUCAAACCUACCACCCCAACCAGUUAAGAUGAAGUAUUUAUUUAUCCUGUUCUACCGGGGCCAUGAUAGAGUAGGUACUGGUUUGUGUGAGGAUUGGAGAGAAGUGGAGUUGAGUUUAUUAUGA
This is a messenger RNA of Morchella importuna, 3186 nucleotides long. RefSeq lists its product as uncharacterized. Lineage: Eukaryota; Fungi; Ascomycota; Pezizomycetes; Pezizales; Morchellaceae. Gene Ontology annotation, molecular function: protein binding. The transcript is spliced from 11 exons. Bases 1 to 3186 code for a protein of 1061 amino acids. The record is from RefSeq and is a predicted model, not a curated record.